Lotus japonicus is the source of this 2687-nucleotide messenger RNA. Its product is annotated as cation/H(+) antiporter 14-like. Gene Ontology annotation, cellular component: endomembrane system; membrane. Lineage: Eukaryota; Viridiplantae; Streptophyta; Magnoliopsida; Fabales; Fabaceae. Gene Ontology annotation, biological process: proton transmembrane transport; regulation of pH. The record is from RefSeq and is a predicted model, not a curated record. The coding region runs from base 129 to 2480 and encodes 783 amino acids. Gene Ontology annotation, molecular function: antiporter activity. The transcript is spliced from 3 exons.
CUAUUUCCAUCAUCUCCCUCACGCACACGUUCUUUGAAGUUUCCUUGCAUUGUUCAUAUCCUUUGCCCACCAUAUGUUUUUUUUUACUUCUUUAAUUUGGAGCAUUAACUUCCAUUAAGUCUUCUAAAAUGGGUGAUGAAAUGGAACAUGAAAGGCUAGAUGAGCUAAGUUCCUAUGGAGAAAUUGGGGAUGAGCGAUUAGUAUGCCGGUACAUUGAGAAACACUCAACCAAGGGCAUAUUUCUUGGGGAUAAUCCCCUCCAUCAUGCCACAUCCAUGAUAAUAAUUCAGAUUAUUCUUAUAUUCAUUGUUGGUAGAAUAACCCAUUUCUUGUUGAAACCUUGCCAUCAAACACAACUCACUUCACAGAUUGUGGCUGGUAUCAUAAUGGGUCCCUUAUUGUUUGGUCAAUACCGUUCAGGUUAUGAGUUGUUGUUUCCAGCAGCAAGCAAAUUGACGCUUCAAACAUUUGCAGAAUUUGGCAUGAUAAUUUAUUGCUUCAAGAUAGGGGUGCAAAUCAAUCCCAAACAUAUCUUUAAGUUUGAAAAGAAGGCAACGGUUAUAGGUUUAGUAGGCCACAUAUCUUCUAUAUUGUUUGGAAUCGUAGUUUUCAUUAUUGUUCAGAGAAGCUCCUCUCUCAAGUCUGAAGUGAGUGGUGUUCUACGUAUGAUAGUUCUUGAUGCUUUGACUGCAUUUUCUUCUAUAAGUAGACUCCUCAGCGAGAUAAACAUUCUCAAUUCAGAGAUUGGACGGGUGGCUUUAUCUGCUUCCAUGGUUAGUGAUGCAAGCUCGUGGAUUUUAUUUUUUUUAGUACGCAACAGUGUUAAAAACGUCUACCAAGCAUCAUUUAUACCUGCUGUGGCGAUGGUUGUGACAGUUUGUUAUUUCAUAAGUUUAUUCUUCCUGCUAAGGCCGUUGGUUAUAUGGAUCUCCAACCGCAAUCCACGAGGAAAGCCUAUGACAGAAGGCAAUUUCUUGUUAAUUAUGUUUAUACUUCUAUUUAUUGGAUUCUCUGCACAAAGCGUUGGACAACCUUCUUUCAUUGUUGCUUUUUGGUUUGGAUUAAUCUUACCGGAUGGUCCCCCUUUAGGUUCUGUUUUGGUAGAAAGGAUUGAUACCAUUGGUUCUACUUUGAUUAUUCCAGCUUAUUGUACUAUAAGUGGGAUGAGGACAAUUGUUCCCCCAUUAUCAUCACAAGAUGCAUGCAUAGUGGCUGUUUUACUUGCGGGACAAAUAGGAAAGUUUGCCGGCACAAUUUUACCCUCACUUCACUUUGAAAUUGAAUUAUGGGAUUCUAUUGCGCUAUCUCUAAUCAUGUGUUGUAAAGGUCUUAUAGAUCUCGCACUCUACACCUUAUUAUUUGAUAGUAAGGACAUUGGGGUACUUUCUUUCACCCUUGGAAUAUAUACCAUGGUGGGUGUAACUGGAUUUGCAACCUUAGUUAUUUAUUACAUAUAUGAUCCUUCAAAGAAGUACAAAAAUUACAUCAGAAAAUCAAUCAAGGGCUCCCAGCAGGACCUUGAAUUUAAAGUACUUGUUUGCGUCCACAAUGAAGAAAAUGUACAUCCAUUGAUCAACCUUCUCCAAGUCUCUGGCCCUUCAAAGGCUACACCGCUUUCAGUCUUUGUUCUACAUCUCAUGGAACUUUCAGGCAGGGCAGCCCCCAUCCUUACAAAAAAUGAGAACACUGACAAGUCACAUCCGAAUGGAGAUUCAUCCUCUCAACAGAUAAACAACGUUUUUGAUCAAUUUCAACAGCACAACAAAGGAAGUGUCUCGUUGGAGUGCUUCACAACUAUUGCACCAUUUUCUAGCAUGCACAAUGAUGUAUGCUACAUUGCGAUGAACACAAAAUGUCACGUUGUGAUUAUGCCAUUUCAUAAGCAAUGGUCCAUCAAUGGAAAUGUUGAGAUUUCUAAUGCUUCAAUCAGGACACUAAAUCAAAAAGUUCUGAGUAAAUCUCCUUGCUCAGUUGGAGUUUUAAUUGAUAGAAGUCAAACGAGCAGCAAACCGUUAGUUUUUUAUGAGAAUUCAUUAUGUGAAAUUGCCAUGAUCUUCUUAGGUGGUGCUGACGACCAAGAUGCAUUGGCCUUUAGUUUUAAAAUGGCUCAACAUCCAAAUAUUAGACUCACAGUGUUUUGGGUAAGGGUUAAUAUGCAUCACAUACAAAGGAAUAUGAAAAACCCUUAUAUUGACGUGAUGGAGCAUAUAAAGUAUAAUCCUAACCUUAAAGGGAAGGUAAACUUUAAGGAGGAGAUUGUGGAAGAUGGGAUAGGAACAACACAUGUUAUCCGAACAAUGGAGGGACAUUUUAAUUUGGUUAUAGUGGGUAGACACCAUAUAGCAGACUCAAGAUGUACAUUAGGUUUGACAGAAUGGUGUGAACUCCCAGAACUUGGGCUUAUUGGGAAUCUCCUAACCUCAGAUUUUACAUUUUCAGUUUUGGUGGUGCAACAACAACCCUUCAACUUAGAUAUCUAACAAAACGUCUCCAUUUUAUUUAACUCUAGAAAUAUAUUCUUCUUAUAGGUAAGUUAAAAGUGUAAUCUAGAGGUGUUUGUGUCUCAGUUUACAUGCAUAUGCACCAUAGUCUCAGUUUAAAUUCAAAUCUAAGAGAUUUGAAUUUUGAACUAAAUAUAUUAAGUAAUAAAUAAUUUUCUUUGUCUUAAAUACAUAAAAUAAUAAUAA